GCACGCGGUGGUUCCGCCCGACGCGCGCAGGCGGAAGGAGCGGAGCGGCCCGAGGCGGUGGCUCCGUGAGGGUUCCCCGGGGGUCAGGGGCUUCCCGAGUGCUCCCCGCGGUUGGCUGCGCCAUGUCGGCCGUCCCGAGGAGCUACAACCCUUUCGCGGAGGACGAUGAGGAGGACGCGGCGGCGGCGGUGGGUCCCGGCGGGGCGGGCGAGGCGGACCGGCAGCGGUACCUGCAGCAGGAGGUGCUGCGCCGCUCCGCCGCCUCGGCCGACAGCACCGCCCGCUCCCUCUCGCUGCUCUACGAGUCCGAGCGCAUCGGCGUGGCCGCCUCCGAGGAGCUCGUCCGUCAGGGAGAGGCCCUGAAGCGCACGGAGCAGAUGGUGGAUAAAAUGGACCAGGACUUGAAGACAAGUCAGAGGCACAUAAACAGCAUUAAGAGUGUUUGGGGGGGCUUGGUAAACUACUUCAAAGCCAAACCUCCAGAGAGCAAGCCAGAGCAGAAUGGAGCCCCUGACUAUUAUGGUAACAGCAGAUUGAAAGAAGCAAUGAUGUCUAGUAAAGAGCAAGAGUCAAAGUACCAGGAAAGCCAUCCAAAUUUAAGGAAGCUAGAUAAUUCAGACAGUGAUUUCAGCAAAGCAGAUUUAGUUUCUUCAGUGCAAAGGGAUGAUUCCUACCCUAAGAACCAACAGCUGCGAGCUUACCACCAGAAAAUUGAUACCAACUUAGAUGAGAUGUCUUCUGGGCUGAGUCGUCUGAAGAACCUGGCCCUUGGUCUGCAGACGGAAAUCGAGGAGCAGGAUGACAUGCUGGAUCGGCUCACCAGGAAAGUAGAGACACUGGACAUCAAUAUUAAAAACACUGAUAAAAGAGUCCGACAACUUUAAAGGAUUUUUAGAAUUCUUUUUGUCCGGCGUCAGUUCAUCCUGGAUGUCUCAUUUCAACCCAUCUCUUAAAAAAUCUUGGGUAGUAUCUGUUUCUCCUUUUUUCUGAUACGUCAUUGGUUUUGUUGUCCAUAAAAUUCCAUAGGCUUAAU
Molecule: messenger RNA, 1033 nt
Organism: Chiroxiphia lanceolata (lance-tailed manakin)
Lineage: Eukaryota; Metazoa; Chordata; Aves; Passeriformes; Pipridae
Gene: SNAP29
Product: synaptosome associated protein 29
Exons: 5
Coding region: 123-884 (253 amino acids)
Biological process (GO): synaptic vesicle priming; synaptic vesicle fusion to presynaptic active zone membrane; exocytosis
Cellular component (GO): plasma membrane; SNARE complex
Molecular function (GO): SNAP receptor activity; syntaxin binding
Source: RefSeq, a predicted model, not a curated record